Trematosphaeria pertusa is the source of this 384-nucleotide messenger RNA. RefSeq lists its product as uncharacterized. NCBI's taxonomy places the organism in Eukaryota, Fungi, Ascomycota, Dothideomycetes, Pleosporales, Trematosphaeriaceae. The record is from RefSeq and is a predicted model, not a curated record. The coding region runs from base 1 to 384 and encodes 127 amino acids. The transcript has a single exon.
AUGUCAGCAACUCCAGGUGUUCAAGCGCUUAUAUCCUAUUCUCGAAACGCAUGGAAGAAACUCCUCGAAAGUCCGACCGCACGUAGGAUCAUCGACUUGGAACCCGAGAUUUAUCCCAUCCUUACUUUUCUCCUACUAUCCGCUAUCAUCACCGCAAUUCGUGUUUCGAUAUCCCUUUGCACCAAAGCGUGGCGCAAGCGACAUCCCGAACCGCCCACACGACCUCGACGCCGUUCAUCAUCCGCGUAUCCGCCCGGCAUGCAGGUCGACGCGCUGCUCAAGAAGUGGGAAACGCAGGGCAUGGAUCCGCCAUUUGUAAUGGAGGGGAAUCGGCGACCGCAUCGAGAUGUGGAGGGUCUGGGGAACGGCUUGCGGCGGCGCUAA